Melopsittacus undulatus (budgerigar) is the source of this 866-nucleotide messenger RNA. RefSeq names its product BAALC binder of MAP3K1 and KLF4 (gene BAALC). The transcript has 3 exons. Gene Ontology annotation, cellular component: cytoplasm. Lineage: Eukaryota; Metazoa; Chordata; Aves; Psittaciformes; Psittaculidae. The coding region runs from base 1 to 426 and encodes 141 amino acids. The record is from RefSeq and is a predicted model, not a curated record.
AUGGGCUGCGGAGGCAGCAGGGCCGACGCUAUCGAGCCCCGCUACUACGAGAGCUGGACACGGGAGACAGAGUCCACCUGGCUGACCAACACCGACUCCGAGAGCCCGCCCCAGGAGGGCGGCAGCGCCGACGCGGCCGGCCCGCGCCCCGGUCUUCUGGAGGAUGGGAAAUCAGCACAGACAGCUGUAACUGCAGCAUCAGCCACAGCUGGAACACUGAACACCGAGAAGAAGAACAGUUGUGGUUCUCAGUGUGUGAACUCUAUGGUCCAUGGUACAGGAGCUACAACACAGAGACAGAGCAGUUUCAGGACAAAAGAGAGUAAAUGGGACACACAGAAAAUGGCCACAAAGGAAGCUGCCAUUAAUGUUACAAAAAGCAUCAGACAAAGCGACAGAAGGAAAACAAAGAAUUGUGUUAAUUAAUGAGGAAAAGCACAGGUGAGGAUGGACCUAACAGGGCUGCACUGCAAUUUGAAUAUCAUCAGUCACUGAAGAUAUUAAGAUCUCCAGAUGUUCCAGGUUGAAUGCAGCAGGAUGCUGCUGCUGCCAAGCACCUUCAGAAGCAUGUUGUGUAGAAGCCAGCUGCAGACACUGUAAGAUGUUUGGAUGUCAUUUGCCUAAAGCAGUGGCACUGUGCAGACAUAUGCCAAAAUUUGUGCCAUUUGGUUUUUACUAAGUCUUGUGUUAUUUCCUUGUACAUCCUGUUCUGCACUACUUAGACUGAGGCUGGAGGAUGAGAGAUACAGUUCAUUGCAAUUUAAACCAGGAAAUUAAGAAAUUAAUCUGCAUUUUUAGUCAUAAAAGGUAAACUCACAAAAUUCAUUUAAAGUGUUCAUUAUCAUAAAACUCAAACCCAGAAACUG